Messenger RNA from Chiroxiphia lanceolata (lance-tailed manakin), 1206 nucleotides. Its product is annotated as serpin B6-like. Gene Ontology annotation, molecular function: serine-type endopeptidase inhibitor activity. The record is from RefSeq and is a predicted model, not a curated record. Lineage: Eukaryota; Metazoa; Chordata; Aves; Passeriformes; Pipridae. Gene Ontology annotation, cellular component: cytoplasm. The coding region runs from base 5 to 1144 and encodes 379 amino acids. The transcript is spliced from 6 exons. Gene Ontology annotation, biological process: negative regulation of endopeptidase activity.
AACCAUGGAAAGCCUGUGUGCAGCAAAUAUCAUUUUUGCCCUGGACCUCUUAAUAAAGCUGUGUGAGAAGAAAAGUGGUCAGAAUCUAUUCUUUUCCCCUUUUAGUAUUUCUUCUGCUUUGUCUAUGAUUUUGCUGGGUUCAAAAGGUAACACGGAAGCUCAGAUAACAAAGGUGCUUUCUCUGAACAAAGCUGAGGAUGCUCACAAUGGGUAUCAAUCCCUUCUCUCUGAAAUUAACGAUCCAAACGCCAAAUACAUCCUGAGAACUGCAAACCGGCUUUAUGGGGAAAAGACGUUUGAGUUUCUCUCAUCCUUUCUAGAGUCGAGUCAGAAAUCCUACCACGCUGGACUGGAAGCGACUGACUUCAUGAACGCUUGGGAGGAUUCCAGAAAACAAAUCAAUGGCUGGGUAGAGGAAAGGACUGAAGGUAAAAUUCAGAACCUGUUGGCGGAGGGGGUUCUUAAUUCCCUGACCAGACUUGUGUUGGUGAAUGCCAUCUAUUUCAAAGGCAAGUGGGAAAAGCCAUUCAACAAAGAGGGAACUGCAGAAAGGCCAUUUCACAUUAACAAGAAUGAGACCAAACCUGUGCAGAUGAUGUUCAAGACAGAUAGAUUUAACAUGACCUAUAUUGGAGACUUCCAGACCAAAAUCCUUGAGCUGCCCUAUGUUGGUAAUGAAGUGAGCAUGAUCAUCCUGCUCCCUGAUGCAAUCCAGGAUGGAUCCACGGGCUUGGAAAGACUGGAAAGAGAACUUACGUAUGAGAAGCUGAUAGAUUGGAUCAGUCCUGAAAUGAUGAAGUCUACAAAGGUGAGGGUGUCUUUACCCAGAUUUAAACUGGAAGAAGAUUAUGAUCUGAAACCCAUUCUGAGCCGCAUGGGAAUGCCUGAUGCAUUUGACUUGGGGAAGGCAGACUUCUCGGGAAUGUCACCUGGCAAUGAGCUGGUGCUCUCUGAAGUGGUUCACAAGUCCUUUGUGGAAGUCAACGAAGAAGGCACUGAAGCAGCUGCUGCCACGGUUGGACGGAUCUUGGGUGGCUCUGCAAUGAUCAUUCCAGAUUUCACUGCUGAUCAUCCCUUCCUCUUCUUCAUCCGGCACAACAAAUCUUCCAGCAUUUUGUUCUGUGGCAGGUUUUGCUCUCCCUGAAGAGGAGUUGUCUUGGCAGGAAAGGGGCCAUUACACAAUAAAGAAUUCUCUAGAAUAGAGUG